Thunnus maccoyii (southern bluefin tuna) is the source of this 907-nucleotide messenger RNA. Its product is annotated as ubiquitin carboxyl-terminal hydrolase 47-like. NCBI's taxonomy places the organism in Eukaryota, Metazoa, Chordata, Actinopteri, Scombriformes, Scombridae. The coding region runs from base 59 to 907 and encodes 282 amino acids. Gene Ontology annotation, biological process: protein deubiquitination. The record is from RefSeq and is a predicted model, not a curated record. Gene Ontology annotation, molecular function: cysteine-type deubiquitinase activity; cysteine-type endopeptidase activity. The transcript is spliced from 9 exons. Gene Ontology annotation, cellular component: cytosol; nucleus.
GCUCGAUGAAGAUUUGGCAGUCGUGGACUGAUAUUUUCGGCAGAUCGAAGGAAUCAAAAUGAAAGAAAGCAAAAAGAGUGUUAUCCCUCCAGCCAAUAGAUACCAUGGCUUAAAGAACCAGGGAGCUACAUGUUACUUGAACAGUGUGCUGCAGGUGCUGUUCAUGACCAAAGAGUUCAGAGAGGCUGUGAAAAGGGAACAACCUGAGACUGAGAAUAUUGAUCUUCAUCUUACAAACUUGUUUGAUAAUUUAACAAAGUGUACAGCUCAAACCUGUCAGAUCACAAGGAAACUGGGCAUCAGUAGAGUGCAUGAACAACGUGAUGCUGCUGAGUACUUUGAGAAGAUUUUAAGUCACACCAGUCCAGAGGCUUCGCAGAUAUUUCAAGGACAGUUGACGCAUAAGAACAUAUGCUCUAAGUGUCACACAGAGACUGACACUGAUGGACCAUUUUGGAGUUUACCUCUUGCAUUGAAGGACUCUUACAGUGAGAACUAUAGAGUGGUGGAUGGGUUUAAAGAGUUUUUCAAAGCUUCAGAUGUCAGUGGAGAUAACCAGAUGUACUGUGAUGAGUGUGAUCACAAAGCGGACGCUACUAUGAAAUGUGUGAUGAAGCACCAUCCAGAGGUUUUAGUGCUGCUGUUGAAAAGGUUCGAGUUUGACUAUCGUUACAUGGAAUAUGUAAAAAUCAGCCGCUGUGUGGAUGUUCCCUGCACCCUAAAGAUACCAGAGAACGAGACAUAUGAACUGUAUGGGUUUGUUGAUCACUUUGGUAAUAUGAGAGGUGGACAUUACACGGCAACAAUCAAGUGCCAGGAUGACAAGAGUUGGUAUAACUUUAAUGAUACCAUGGUUACCAGACUGCCUGAUAACCAGUCAUUCCAGAUGGAUAACACUAUGAAGUAA